Molecule: messenger RNA, 1652 nt
Organism: Brassica rapa (field mustard)
Lineage: Eukaryota; Viridiplantae; Streptophyta; Magnoliopsida; Brassicales; Brassicaceae
Product: ACT domain-containing protein ACR12
Cellular component (GO): chloroplast thylakoid membrane; chloroplast stroma
Source: RefSeq, a predicted model, not a curated record
UGAUUAUGAGAUGAAGACUGUAAAAUCAUAUGUCCAAAACAUAGGAUCCAAGUCUAUCUAAUAAAGCUUUAAAAACUGAUCUAGGGCCAUUUCCCAAAUGACUUGGACAUACAUAGAGGAAACAGGUAGAAAGCCUAGAACAUUGUUAGCAAAUGAUUUUAACAAUUGGUAUUAAGACCCACUGGGCUAAGGCUUAGUUUUGUAUCCAGUCUAUUAAAUAUUAAUAGCAAUCUCACGUCACGUCAAUAAUUGCUAGAGAAUAAUAUUGCAAAUGAAAUGAAAAUGCUAUGACAGAUGCUUUAUGAAGAUCCGGAAACCUGGAAUGAUUGAGAAAAAGAGAAGAUAAUUGGGUAGAGCAAACGUAUACCUAAGAAACGUCAGCACCCAAAUAAAAUCGUCUCAUUCUAAUACUAUUUGUUUUAAAGCAAUUUGCAAAGUUUUUAAAUUAAUUACUCGUAGAAACAUACAAGAAGUACAGGUGGUGGACCAUCACGUCAUACAUGAGAGCAGAUUCAGCACUCCAUAGCCCAUAGGAUUUAUAAUGUGACACUUGGGAGGAGAAAGAUAAAAGAAAAAGAAAGCAAGAAUCUCUGUUUCAACUUCAAUGGCACUCUUGAAUGCUAUCUUCUCUGUUACUCAUUUUGCUUCUUCCUCCAUCAUCAGAUGUCAUGCUAGUUUACCCGCUCAAACUUUAACUCCAGAUCUAUCCCCUGCUUGCUUCAGUGAUCGUCGCAAGUUCUUUCAAGCUGUAAUGCCUCUAUCCACUAGGAGUACAAGAAACCGCGUAUAUGCUUCAAUUAACAGCACUGAUGCCACUACUCCAUCUUAUCCGAAAAUGGAAGAUGAUGAGGAGGAGGAGGACUUGGUUCCAAAGCCAAUGGUUUUGAUAGACCAGGAUGCUGACCCUGAAGCUACAAUUGUUCAACUCAGUUUUGGAGAUCGUCUCGGAGCUCUCAUCGACACAAUGAAGGCGCUGAAAGAUUUGGGAUUGGAUGUUAUAAAAGGAACUGUCACAACUGAAGGAUCCAUUAAGCAGACUAGAUUUUCUAUUACAAAACUAGACACUGGUCGGAAAGUGGAAGAUCCUGACUUGUUGGAGCAGAUUCGGUUGACAAUCAUCAACAAUCUCUUGAAAUAUCAUCCGGAAUGCAGCGAGCAACUUGCAAUGGGUGAGACUUUUGGAAUAAAAGCGCCAGAGAAGAAGAUUGAUGUCGACAUCGGGACUCACAUACAUGUGAAAGAAGAUGGACCAAAGAGGAGCUUGCUUUGCAUAGAGACAGCAGAUAGGCCAGGUCUGGUUGUAGAGAUGAUUAAAGUGAUGGCAGAUGUCAACAUAGACGUUGAAUCCGCAGAGAUAGACACUGAAGGGCUGGUUGCGAAAGACAAGUUUCACGUAAGCUACCAAGGGCAAGCGCUUAACAGUUCCUUGUCACAGGUAUUGGUGAACUGUCUGCGUUACUUCCUGAGAAGGCCUGAAACUGACAUCGACAGCUAUUAAACAAAAAAACUGUUACUCUCUCCUUUACCAAAUCGUAUCUGUUACGAUCUAUCAAGUCUUCUGUAUUUCAGUAUUAUGUGAAAAUAUUUCUGUCUGGAUAACUAACUAAACCAUUGGGGGCUAAAGAAUAAAAUAUGGUUUGGUUUUUAAGUCA